AAGACAUCUUAAAUUUUACAAAAGAUAUAGCGUUACCAACAUUUCUAGUUCUAGAUGAUUUAAUGGCUAGCGUAUGUCAAAGUAGAGAGGCCGCCAAAAUAUUCACGCAAUUAUGUCAUCAUAGAAAUAUGAAUGUCCUUUUUCUAACACAAAACGCCUUGUGUCAGGGUCCUAGCGCUAGAAAUAUUUCAUUAAAUACGCAGUAUUUCAUCAUUUUCAAAGCAAAUCGUGAUAAAAGACAACUAAAGUGUUUGGCUGGUCAGAUAUAUCCGGAUAAAACGAAAUAUUUUAUGGACAGUUAUUUGGACGCCACUUCGGAAAGAUACGGUUAUAUAGUCGUGGAUAUGUCGCCAGAUGGCGUUGAUGAAUAUAGAUUACGCACGCGUAUAUUUCCGGAUGAAGACCCUAUCAUUUAUAAACCCAAAAGUUAAUUGAACGCGUCAGUAUAGAUCCAGACGGUUACCUGACAACAUAUAAAAGACAUGUCACGAUGUCAGCACUUAUUAAAAGGAAUAAAAACUUCCUAAAUUUUCUUUUGACUAGUACUUUACAGCAAAUGAAAGUUUUAUUGAGUUCAAUUACAGAAACGCAACUUCAAGUUCUGGGUGAAAUUGUUCUUAACGUACUUCACGGUAGUCUCCCUAUAACGAAUUUUUAUAAACAAAAAUUGAAACGUCAUAAACAAGUUUUGCAACACAUUGCGACCAAAUCCAAAAGUAGGAAGUUCAGAAAGGACUUGAUCAAACGUAAUACAUCAGUUUUGGGUAUAUUGAUUAAAUCCAUUCAUAAUUUUAUCCAAAAAUUGAAGUCAUGAUCAAAUCUGUUUUGAUACCUUAUGAUAAAUAUAUCAGACUCGAAAAUUCUACGCGUAAAACUGAGGAGGGUAAUAACAAAACCAUAGAUCAGUCGCUACCUAAUACUGAUAAAAUGGAUGGUGGAAUAGGUUCACGUAAACCUAGUCAUACGAAGCAGGUUGAUUCCGGAAGUAAUGAUGCAUCUACGUUUUCCUCGGAAAAUAAAUUGGAUGCCCCAUCCGAUAGCGACUUUAAGGAAGAUACCACGAGUAAACAAAAUUAUGACGCAGGACUAUCAGCCAGUGAUGAUGAUGAUGCAAUAGGGAUGCCUAGUGAUAUCCAACUACCACUAGAUGUCAGCAUCGUACAGAGUAUUUUAAUAUUUGAAGAUGUCACCCUAAUCGAAUAUACACGUGUUUCUAAGUAG
Messenger RNA from Owenia fusiformis, 1221 nucleotides. The record is from the annotation of a GenBank genome assembly. NCBI's taxonomy places the organism in Eukaryota, Metazoa, Annelida, Polychaeta, Sabellida, Oweniidae.